GGUUUUGUUUUUUGUUAUCAUAUGAAUGAAGUAUGACUUAAUUAUGAAUUUCAUUUGUAGUAAUGUUUUCAUAGUGCUUAGAAAUUAUACUGAAUAUGCCUUUUAUAACAAAUAUGCCUAUCCCAGAUAUCUUCUAUUUCUGAAUUUUGUAGUUUUAGUAAUUUCUUAGUAAUUAGAACUUAUAGCUAGUUUUAUUUGCUUUUGUAUCCCUAAUCAUUCUAGUAAAUAAUUAAUGCUUAUUUGAUUACUUUAAUCAUUUUAGCAUAUGAUUAGGAUCUGUUUGAAAGAAUAUGUAAUUAUGAAUCCAAGUGUGUAAACAUGUAACUGGAAUUUUUGUUUAUAAAUAAAUGUUUAUUUUGUAAAAAUGUUAAAAAUAUUUUAUAUGAAAUAUUAUCCAUCACUAGCUAUACAUUUUUCUCAUUUCUGUUGUAAUUAAUGAGCGGCACACUAGAAAAAUUGUUGUUUUUUAGUGGUCAACCAAUGAAGCAGUUUCCAUAAGAAGUGAAGUGUUGCUAAGCAAGUUCAUGCCCCAUCAAUAUGGGUUUAUAUGAACCAUCAAUACAGAUAAAUAGUCAUCUGGUGUAUAAGUCAUGUGUGCUUGUAUUUCCUAACUGAACUCCUAAAUCGUUUCCUUUGCUGAUUUUGCUGCCAGUCAUGGUGCAUUAUCAUUACGUUGUCUUUUUUUUGUAUUUUGGUUGUUUUUCAUGCAGGACUUGAUUUAAAUAGAUCAUUUGUUGUCGUCUAAAGCAUUCACUAUUGAUAGUCUCGGCAGGUUUUAAUAGUUCAUAUUAGAUUACACCCUUCUGUUCCCACCAAACACAUUUAUUGUUUUCUUUCUAUAGUGAUCAAUGUUGAUGGUUUACCUAGAGAUAUCCAUGAUUAUUGAUGCUUAAAGAAAACAAAAAACUAUACCACUACAAUCCAUGAAGGGUCUUGGUUUCAGUACUGUUAGGUAGAAAACACUGUUUCUUGGUAUACGGUUGUGCAAGGAGAUGAUUUGAUCUAGAUCAUGCUCAACCACUAGGUUUUUCCCCUUAAUUAAUUAUUUUAAUUAAGGAUACCCACUUUAUAGAUGCUGGGUGUGCCCCAAGAGGGUCUACCUACCUAAGGUCGUCCCACGGCCAAUGAAACAGAAUAAAUAAUUUUUCUGCCAUGAGCUGGGAUUCGAACCUGAGACCUUUAGCAUUGGGUAGCUCAGUACCCUACCACUGAGCUACCCCACUCCCUAUGCUUUGAAUUCUCAAAAUAUGUCUACUUUUCAUGGUCACUAUUUAAUGGAGAAAUGACUUUUUUUUUACCUGGUGAGCAAAUUUUGGAGAUGGUUUUCUGAUUUUCUUGCUGUCUUACAUUUAUUCAAAUCUUUCCCAUGGCUUUCAAACGUGUGGAGACAGCUUACAUUCAAUUGAUCUGCAAGUUAUUGUUAGGUUUAAGUGUUGUCUUCAUUUUACAAUUCUUCCAAUCCGCUGUCUUGAAGCUUUUUUGUGGUCUGCCACGUUCUCCAUGUCUCAUGUAAAAAUCAACACUUAUACAUUUUUUAAAGCACUCUGAUUUACCAAGAACAUGCUCAUCUCAAGCAUCUGAUGCGAUUCAGCAGCAGUUUUCUUUAAAUGGUUGUAGAAAACUAAUACUGUCUGUAAAUCAUAAUUUGUAGGCACAAAACACGACAUGUUCAACACCACUAAAAUGAUACUUUUAUAUGAAACUUGAAUUGUUGUGAGUUGAAAAUCUUUACUAGCUGUAGAAGAAAUAAAAUGACAUCUAUAAUGCAAUUUAAGGAUAAAUACAUCAACAACUAGAACAAUUAAUGGAUGAAUUUCGAUUUCAUAUUUACACACUUGCUCAGUUAUGUUUUGGAAGUGUUACCUUGAAAAGCCAAAAGAGGAAACUAAGUUCAGACUUGAAUGAUGAUGUUCAUGCAAAUAAAAUUGUUUGCACCGAAAUCGAAAAGGAAAAUGUUGAAAUUAAUAGUAAAUCGUUGUGUGGAUUUAGUGAAAGUCGGAAGAAAUUGGAAGAAAAAAAAGAGUUAGAUUCAAUUAGCAAAAAUACUCCUGAGAAGCUUAAUACUUCCAAAAGUGAAACUUCUGUUGAUUUAACUGAGGAUGCAGUAUCUACUUCACAGAAUAAAGAAGCGGUAUCUAUAGUUAAAGAAGAUGAUACAUCACUUAGAGAUUUUUCGUUGGUUAUUAGUGAUAGUGUUUUGAAUUCAAUUAAUAAUAAAAGUGUAGGGGGCGAGAGUAAUCUAAGUAAUGACAAUUUAACAGUUGAAAAAUGUAGUGGAGAAAACAACAGCAGUCGAAAUGACGUUAGUAAUGUAGACCCGGAAAGUGAUGUUAAAGAAGAUCCUGCGGACAAAAACUUGUCCAUCGAUGAGUCUCUUAACAGAUCAUUAAAUAGUGAUGAUGAUGAUUUUGCUAUUUCUUCAGAAGAAAGUCCUAUAAAUAAAUCUUCCCCUGGUAGUGUAUCACGAAAAUUAACCCCGAAGCGUUUGGAAUCCUUAAAAAGAAGAGAAGAAAGAGAACGUCUUAGAUUGGAACGAAUAGCAUUGAGAACUAAAGCAAAGGAAGAAAAACUAAAAUUAAAACAAGAAAAAGAAGAUUUGAAGCGAAAAGAAAAAGAAGAAAAAGAAAAAAAAAGACAAGCAGAACUGAAAAUUAAGGAAGAAGAGAAAAGACUUAAAGAAGAAGAAAGAAAGAAGAAAGAGGAAGAAAAAAGAUUAAAGGAGGAAGAAAGAAAACAGAAGGAAGAAGAAAGGCGCAAAAAAGAAGAAGCCAAAGAAGAAGAAAAAAAGAAAAAAGAAGGAAUGACUGAGAAAGAGAAAGCAGCUUUCGUCAAUUUUUUUAUCGCUAAGAAAAAACAGCAACCUGACACUACAGAGAAACCAAAUGAAAGUGAGGAAAUAAAGUUUAUGCCAUUUCCAAUGAAAGCUGAUAUGAAGCUUGCUGUGAAUUCCCGUCGGGUGAUUAACAGUGAAGAGAAAGCAAACUUAGAUAACAUACUUUCAGCCACAAUUGAAAAAUGUCCAGAUUUAUAUUUGAAAGAGCUCAAAACUGGUGCGCAUCUGCCACUACAAACAGAAGCUACUUGGCCCAUUGUAUCCCAGGAAGAAGAGCAUGAUGUUAUUAUAAUUGAAUCUACAGCUGAUGGCGAAUGUAUUGAUUUAACUAAUACAAAAGUGAUCAAUAACAAAAAGAAAAUGAAAGCUAAGCUGCUGCAGUUUCAUGAUAAUCGUCGCCCUCCUUACUGGGGUACUUGGAGGAAAAAAAGUAGUUGUGUGGGACCUCGAAAACCUCUUGGUCUUGAUAAGAAAACUUUUGAUUAUGAAGUUGACUCGGAUUCAGAAUGGGAAGACGAAGGAGAAGGAGAAGAUAUUGAUAAAGCGGGUGAUUCCGAUGAAGAACAAGGUGAAGAAGAAGAAAACCAAAAUAGUGGGGAAAAUGGUUAUUUGUUGGAUAAUACUUUUGUCCCUCACGGAUAUCUAAGCGAUGAAGAAGUGCACCCCGACGAGGAGGUUGAUGAAAAUGACCCUGAAAAUUUGAAACUACGAAUGAAAUUAUUGAAACAGGAGUUUGACGAAGAAAUGAGAAGUAAAACAGAAAGAUUAAAACCUCGCCUUUUGGGUUGUGUUUGGAUCAGCAAUGGCACAACUGAAGUCAGCGCAGGCAGCCUUUAUGAAACUCUUCUGCGGUUUCGAGCGGUUUGGAAUGAAGAAGGUGGUGCGAUUGAUAUGACUGGUCCAGAAAUCGAAGAAAGUCCUACGCUCGUUCAAGCAAAGAGUAAACCAUUCCCUGUUGUUGUUUUGCAGAUACUUGCUAGGUUUGUACAUGGAAACAGCUUGCCUCUGUCAGGCCUCGUCAGAGAGUUUUUAAUAAAACUUGAAAAAGAUCACCUAACAGAAAGUGUCACUAAACGGGCAGUUUCACUUAAAAUUAAAGAGAUCGCAUCUAAAACUUUUGAUUCUUCUGGGAAAUCUAUUUGGGCCGUAAAUAUGGACAUGUGCAAAGAGUAUGGUUUGAAAGUAAUUGAUACUGCAAAGUGUUCUGCACCACCAACACCAAUUGUGCCUGAAAAACCUAAAGAGAGUCUCUUAGUAAAUUUCUUAAAAGGUGCGCAUACUCCUCAACCUGUAAAGAAAAGAGUAGCACUAAUUCCUGUUCCAUCAACUGAUGACUGCACACCUGUUAAAAAAGAAAAUGAAAAGACUGUACAUGUAGCGACACCGAGACCGACAGUUGGACAUGUAGUGACGCCUAGACCAACAGCGGAAAAUGUCAUUAAAAAAAGAGCACAGUUGAUUACUUUAUCGAGAACUCCAGAUUCUGCAAAGACUGUUCCGACUGUGCAUGUUGAUACUCCUAGGCCAUCAAAUGCUCCUUCUAAUGCCAGUAUUGAAACUGUCGAUCUUUCCACUGAUUCCUUAUAAACAAUUCGCCAAUAAUAUUAAAAUUCAAAAACUG
This is a messenger RNA of Nezara viridula (southern green stink bug), 4454 nucleotides long. The record is from the annotation of a GenBank genome assembly. NCBI's taxonomy places the organism in Eukaryota, Metazoa, Arthropoda, Insecta, Hemiptera, Pentatomidae.